AUGCCUUCUUAUGCAAAUUUUUUAAAAGAUAUGCUAUCUAACAAGAGGAAAUUAGAAGAGAAUACUACAGUUGCUUUGAAUGCAGAGUGCAGUGCUAUUUUCCAGAACACUCUCCCUAAGAAAUUAGGAGAUCCAGGUAGUUAUUCAAUUCCAGUGAAGCUUGGAGAUAUUGAGAUCAAUAGGGCACUAUGUGAUCUAGGUGGAAGUGUGAGCCUCAUGCCACUGUCCAUAUGCAAGAAGCUGCAGAUGGGUGAACUCAAACCCACACGCAUAUCUCUGCAACUUGCAGACAGGUCAGUGAAGUUUCCUUUGGGUGUACUUGAGGAUGUACCCCUCCGAGUAGGUAAGUUUUUCAUUCCAUGUGAUUUUGUUGUGAUGGAGAUGGAUGAGGAUGUGAAUGUUCCUAUCAUACUAGGUAGACCUUUCUUAUCUACUGCAGGUGCAAUUAUAGACAUGAAGAAAGGUAAGAUUACUUUUGAAGUAGGUGAUGAAAAAUUGGAAUACUCAUUUUUGAAUGUUAUGGGUGCUCCUUCUAUGGGAGACACUGUUUGUCAGGUUGAUGUGCUCGAUGAGCUGCAGAAUGAGCAACUUCCCUUGAAUCAGAAUGAUGAUGCUCUUGAACAAGUGCUUAUAGGGAAGGAAGAUUAUAAUGGAGAUUGGCAGUCUAAGGAGUAUACUAGGUUACUUGAUGAAACAAAGGCCGAUCCAAAUCAGAACCCGAUCAGAGAGACAUUGGAAGUAAUGAGUAUUGGGGAGAGUUCUAAGCCUCCCGAGGACACAGAAUUGGAGCAAUUGCUCAACGUUUUGAAAACAUAUAAAAGUGUCAUUGGGUACACCAUUGAUGAUAUCAAGGGCAUUAAUCCUUCUUUCUGUAUGCAUAAGAUCAUUCUUGAAAACGAUCAUGCCUCUUCUGUAGAACCUCAGAAAAGACUUAAUCCUAAUAUGAUGGAGCGUUGUAUGAUGGCAAUUUUCUCAGGACUCAUAGAAAACUCUAUGGAAAUAUUUAUGGAUGAUUUCUCUGUCUAUGGAACAUCUUUCGAUGUAUGUCUUGAAAACUUGAAAAAGGUGCUCCAAAGAUGUAAAGAAGUUAAUCUAAUCUUAAACUGGGAGAAAUUCCAUUUUAUGGUACAACAGGGAAUUGUCUUAGGUCACGUCGUGUCUAAUAAGGGUAUUGAGGUUGAUAGAGCUAAAAUAGAGGUCAUAGAGCGCUUACCACCUCCUAACUCUGUAAAAGGAGUUCAAAGUUUCCUUGGUCACGCAGGUUUUUAUCGGCGUUUUAUUAAGGAUUUUUCGAAAAUUGCUAGACCUUUAACUGAGCUAUUGGCCAAGGAUGUCCCUUUUGUCUUUUCUGAUGCUUGUCUUGAAGCUUUUGACAGGUUGAAGGAAGCUUUAAUCACUGCUCCAGUCAUGCAACCCUCAGAUUAG
This is a messenger RNA of Chenopodium quinoa (quinoa), 1425 nucleotides long. RefSeq lists its product as uncharacterized. The transcript is spliced from 3 exons. NCBI's taxonomy places the organism in Eukaryota, Viridiplantae, Streptophyta, Magnoliopsida, Caryophyllales, Amaranthaceae. The coding region runs from base 1 to 1425 and encodes 474 amino acids. The record is from RefSeq and is a predicted model, not a curated record.